Messenger RNA from Fusarium tjaetaba, 1563 nucleotides. Its product is annotated as indc11. Gene Ontology annotation, cellular component: mitochondrion. NCBI's taxonomy places the organism in Eukaryota, Fungi, Ascomycota, Sordariomycetes, Hypocreales, Nectriaceae. Gene Ontology annotation, molecular function: oxidoreductase activity. The transcript has 2 exons. The record is from RefSeq and is a predicted model, not a curated record. The coding region runs from base 1 to 1563 and encodes 520 amino acids.
AUGGCCACUCAUACCAUCCGCAAAGUCGUCUACUCUGCCUAUGGCGGUCCCUCCAACGUUAGCGUCGUCACAGCUCAAAUCCCCCCUCCAGCAAAGAACGAAGUCCAAGUCGAUGUCAUCUACUCAGGCUUCUCUGGCGCCGACAUCCAGAUGCGACUUGGCACAUACCCCAUGCAAAAAGCGGCACCUUUGACACCCGGCUACUGCUUCGUUGGUCGCGUCAGCACUAACGGGGACAAGUCCUCCAAAUUCCGGCCUGGUCAGCUCGUUGGCGCUCUUAGCGUGUACGACGCUGAGGCUCAGAAGAUCAAUAUCCUCGAAAAGUACUUGAUCGCUAUUCCCGAGCGCGUUGAUAUGCAGGAGGCGGUCGCUGCUUUUCUUGACUGGAACACUGCUUACGGUCUUGUUCAUCGCGCGACGAAUUUAGUUGGCAAAGGUCAGCGCGUCUUCAUCCAUUCCAUCAGUGGAGCUGUUGGCUAUGCCAUUAUGACCCUGUGCCUGCUGGAGGGCGCUGAAGUCUACGGCACCGCUUCAGAGCGCAACCAUGAGUCUCUUCGCCAGCUCGGAGUGACACCCUUUACCUAUGCCAACAAGAACUGGGUUAGCGAAAUGAAGCAGCGCGGCGGUGCACACGUAGUCUAUGACCCAAUUGGUUUCGAGCACUACAAUGAUUCAUGGGACAUUCUCAUCACCGACGAGCCCUCGCGUCUUGUCGGUUUCGGUGGUAACAUGAACAUCCUCCAGGGCGACGACGCCAAACCGCGAUCGCAGUAUGUCGGAAUGGCCAAACUUCUAGCCAAGAACGGCUGUUUGUUUACCAAAAGAAGCACAUCCUUCUACUACAUUGACCGCGAUCGCGCGACAUUCAUGGAAGAUCUUCAGGCUGUCAUGAAUCUCCUCAUCGAUGGAAAGGUUGAGGUACCGAUCAAGAAGGUCUGGGAUUUGGAGAACGUGCGCGAGGCCCAUGAGACUUGGGAUGAUGUCGACUUCAUCAAAGACAUCGUCUCCAAAGAAGUUGCAGCAGGCACGCAUCUCACUGUCAUUGCUCACUCAUGGGGAGGUAUGCUUGCUUCUGCAGCUUUGGCGGAUUUUGUUGUCUCCCCCAAGUCAAAAGAAGGAGGUGUCACUGACAUGAUCUUCAUUGCCGCCUUCAUUCCUUCGGAAAAUGAUUCAUUGGCCGGCCUCUUUGGUGGAAAGCUGCCUCCUGCACUAGCUCCUCAAUCUGACGGAACUCUUGUGCCGACUGAUCAUAUUCAUCUUUUUUUUCAUGACUUACAGGAGGAGGAUGCUCAGUGGGCCAAGAGUAUGCUGGUUGCCCAUGGUACGCAUAUCCAAUACGCUCCAAUUAAUUGCCAGAAAGUGGCAUGGCGUGUUGUUCCAUUGACGUAUAUCAUUUGCGAGGAGGAUCGAGGAUUGCUCAGUUUUUUGCAGGAGGGCAUGAUUGAAAAGGUUGAAGAACAGGGGGUCGUCGUUCAGAAGUAUCGGUUGCCUUCCUCUCAUAGCCCUUUCCUUAGCAUGCCCAAGAAGCUUGCCAGCAUCGUGUUGGGGGCCAUGAACUCAUAA